CUACAUCAUCAUCAUCAUCAUCAUCAUCAUAAUACACAUCACGCACGAUAUCAUAUUUGACCUCACCUCCAUUCAACUUUGGGCAUGUUCUUCAUGAAGAGGACCAACUCAUAAGCCAGAACACAAACAAUAUUAAAAUCGAGAGUAGUGGUCGAUUCGAUUUUAAUUAUUACUAAAUUUCCUUCCAGUUCCUAGCGUCGUUACUUUUUUCUUCUUCAGUUCCGAAUCACGAGACAAGACAAAGACCUAGGUCGAUUGUCUUGUCCCUGAUCCUCAGAAAUAGCAUGAAGCCCAUGGAGAGUGUGUAUGAUCUCAUCGAAGAGGCCAAGCUUCGCACUCUCUGGUGGGCCCUCUGUAUAUUCGCCGUUUCCUAUUUCCUCACUCAUACAAGUAAAUCGAUGUGGAUGAAUGUGCCGAUGUCAAUUCUAUUUGUUUGUGCACUACGGAUUCUUUUGUGUAAUGUGGAAUUCCGGUGGAAGGUUCGCGAACCAAGAUUGCAGACAUAUCUAUCUCAUUUGGAGAAAAAGCAGUUGUCUGUAAAUGAUCCACGCCUUAAUAGUACGCCUCCUCCGCAAGUGAAAUGGAAGAGGAAAAUUGAUUCGCCUGUUGUGGAGGCUGCGAUGGCUGAUUUUAUUGAUAAGAUAUUGAAGGAUUUCGUAGUUGAUUUGUGGUACUCUGAAAUAACUCCGGAUAAGGAGUUUCCGGAGCAUAUACGUGCUAUAGUUAUGGAUGUUCUGGCUGAAAUAUCAGGAAGGGUUAAAGAUAUAAACCUUGUUGACUUGCUGACAAGGGAUUUAGUUGAUUUAGUAGGCGAUCACUUGGAACUUUUCAGAAGAAAUCAAGCUGCUAUAGGUGUUGAUGUUAUGAAAACAUUAUCUUCUGAGGAGAGAGAUGACAGAUUGAAAUUCCAUCUGUUGAAUUCUAAGGAGCUACAUCCAGCACUUAUAUCUCCUGAGAGUGAGUACAAGGUUCUUCAGCGGCUAAUGAGUGCAGUUUUAGCUACAGUACUAAGACAACGAGAAGCACAGUGUCCUGUGGUUCGUUCCAUAGCUCGGGAACUUCUAACUUGCUUGGUAGUGCAGCCUAUCAUGAAUUUGGCAAGCCCUGGGUAUAUUAAUGAGCUGAUUGAAACCCUUCUGCUUCUCCUUUAUGAUGAUGGUACUAAAUCGAUGGGUGGUGAUCAGUCAACUAAUGUAACAAGUCAGCAUCAUGGUCAUUCUGUUGCUACGGGGGGUGGACAUGACAAGCACAAAGCUUCUAAGAAGCACACCUCUUUAAGUCAAGGAACUGAAAUGGUGUUGGCUAAAAAGAGUGAUCACGGGGAGACAUCAUUGCAAAACAACACACUCCAUGAAGAAUCUUUGCAGGUCAGGCCUGCUGAUUGGGCACGAGUGUUGGACGCUGCAACUCAGCGGAGAACUGAAAUUCUUAUGCCUGAGAAUCUGGAGAACAUGUGGGCAAAAGGAAAGAAUUACAAAAGGAAAGAGAACAAAAUUAUGAAGGCUGGCUUUCAGGAUCUUCCUGCAAAGAGUCCUGCUACAGACAGUUCAACGCCUCAUAAAAAAUUGGCUCCAGAAACAUUAGUGAGUAAACGUGGAAAGUAUGGAAUUGUAGAAGGGAAGUCCUCUCUGCCGCCAAUGCCUGCCUUGGGUUCAGAUCCCCUUCAAAGUGCCGGGAACACAAACAGUUCAGAAUAUUCUCCAAACCCUGACAAAGAAUUAUCUUUUGAGGGAGAGAUUGGAGUUGAUAAAGUGAAGGGUAUUGAAAAGGAUCUUGCUUCUGAUGGGUAUAAAAAUCCACUAAAGAGGUCUAACAGUGCUUCUGCAUUGGGAAUCCUACCUAAGCAUGGAGGCUCCAUUAUUUCAGAGUUUUACAACCCUGAAUUUGAGAGGCACAGUGAAGGAUUUCGGGGAAAGAGUUCUUCUGACAUGAUUAUCAGGAAAGAAGGGCAAUUAUUUCCUAAGCUCCGUUGCCGGGUUAUGGGAGCAUAUUUUGAGAAACUUGGGUCCACAUGUUUUGCUGUCUAUUCAAUUGCAGUGACUGAUGCACAAAAUAGAACUUGGUUUGUGAAAAGAAGAUACAGGAAUUUUGAGCGUCUACAUCGGUAUCUUAAAGAUAUUCCAAAUUACACAUUGCAUUUGCCUCCUAAAAGGAUAUUUUCCUCAAGCACAGAUGAUGCUUUUGUACAUCAACGUUGCAUUCAGCUUGAUAAAUAUCUCCAGGAUCUCCUGUCAAUAGCUAAUGUUGCUGAACAACAUGAAGUAUGGGACUUUUUCAGUGUUUCCUCUAAGAACUACUCUUUCGGGAAAUCUUCUUCGGUGAUGAAGACCUUGGCAGUCAAUGUAGAUGAUGCUGUGGAUGAUAUUGUACGGCAGUUCAAAGGGGUUUCAGAUGGUUUAAUGCGAAAGGUUGUUCGUUCACCAAUCCUCAUCAAUGAGGGAUCUUCUACAUCUACCACAUGGAACAUGGAAUGGAAUGCUGAUGAAAUAGAUAGAAGUAUUCCAGGGCAAAGUACUACGGAUAGUGUAAUAAGCUCUGAUAAUGAGGAAGGUGAAAAGAACAUUAACUUUGGUCAGGAAAAUGUUGAUAGAGAAGUAGCACAAGGUGAUGGGUGGCAAUCUGAUAAUGCAUUGAUUUCAAAGGAUUACCAAACAUCAGCAAUAAACCAUGCUGAAGAGUCUAGCAACAUGGAUUUUGAUAGGAAUGAUGUUACAGCUACAAAUUCCAUUCUUGUUCAUGAUAAUUUGGAAGAUCCAGUUGGAGUGCCACCUGAGUGGGCCCCACCUAAUGUGAGUGUUCCUCUUUUGAAUUUGGUUGACAAGAUAUUUCAGCUCAAGAAAAGAGGUUGGCUAAGAAGACAGGUCUUCUGGAUAUCAAAACAGAUAUUACAGUUGGUGAUGGAAGAUGCUAUUGAUGAUUGGCUCCUUAGGCAGAUUAAUUGGCUCCGGAGGGAGGACACUAUUGCCCACGGGAUUCGGUGGAUCCAAGAUGUUCUCUGGCCUGGUGGUACGUUUUUUUUGAAGAUAGGGUCAUCUCAGAUGGUAAGUAGUGGCAGUGAUCAAAAGCAUUCUCAAACAAGAAGUGGACCUGGGGGAAGCAACAUCAUGAAAUCCGAGUCAGGGUCUUUUGAGCAACAGCUUGAAGCUGCUCGUAGAGCAAGUGACAUAAAGAAACUACUGUUUGAUGGAACUCCAACUACUUUGGUCAGCUUAAUCGGGCAUAAGCAGUACAGGCGUUGUGCGAGGGAUAUAUAUUACUUUAGUCAGUCUACUAUAUGUGUGAAACAACUUGCUUAUGCAAUCCUGGAACUUCUUCUCGUCUCCAUCUUCCCCGAGACGCGGAAUGUUGUGUUGAGUAUUCGUGAGAGUGUGCAUGUUCACCAAUCCUGAUAGAGUUACAUAUCACCUGCAGUAGUGGCAGCAUAUGUGGUACAUGACAUUAGGAAGACUACGUUUUGGUUGUCCGGUCACUGGUGCCAUUGGUAUAUCUGGCUUUGCUGUCUGGUAUGCAUAUAAGAACAGGAACCAUGACAGAUGAUUUAAAAACUCGGCAGUGGUUUUUUUUUUUAUGUUUUUCCAACUGUAAAGAGCUUAGGUUUAGGGCGUGUACAGAAACAACUCAUCAUGCUUUGUCAAGGCCUUCCCCAUUUUGAUGGGGGGAUUUUGUAUUGUUAACAGAACAGAGGAGAAAUGCAUGUAGUGAUUAUUCUUUAUUCAUUCAUCAUUGGAAUUUGGUGCUUUUUA
This is a messenger RNA of Lotus japonicus, 3743 nucleotides long. RefSeq lists its product as uncharacterized. Bases 285 to 3389 code for a protein of 1034 amino acids. Lineage: Eukaryota; Viridiplantae; Streptophyta; Magnoliopsida; Fabales; Fabaceae. Gene Ontology annotation, molecular function: phosphatidylinositol binding. The record is from RefSeq and is a predicted model, not a curated record. The transcript is spliced from 15 exons.